GAUGGUGAAUAAGUGUGCUCGAAUCCAUGACUUCAUCAGGCUGGGCUUGACGGAUGCCAAGUUACCUCUCCACCCACAACAUGAGGUAUUCCAGAGUCAACGCAGUUGGAACCAUCCUGAUAUCACUUUGUUCUGCGAGGCAUACCAGUGGCGUUUGACAGUGCCUUACUUUUUCAAGGAAAGGAGGCCCAGGCGAGUAUGUGAGCUGGAGCUGCAACCCAACGACAUCAAGCCUUGGGAAGUCUUGCGCACGAUAACACCGCCUACAAACCCCCAACCUCGACCAACUAUGCAACUGCCCAGGAUCAAUUUGCACAGUAAUCGAUACGGCGGCUUCGGUGAAGUCCGCAAGGUCGUUAUUCACCCCACGCAACACGAAUACAGGGAUAUCCUUGCUCAGUGGUCCGCAGAAAAUAAUAUUUUUGCACUCAAGAGGUUGUUCACAGGCAAUAAGGAGGAGUUCGACAAAGAAGCUGAAAUGCUCAAGAGAUUUGGCGGAAUACACCCCCACAUUAUCUGUCUGCUGGCCACCGUGGUCUGCUUGGAAAAUGGAAUUCCUCACUUCCACCUCCUGUUCCCUUGGGCCGACACAGACUUACUCAGGCUAUGGAAGCUGCAGCCGGCUGGAAUCCACGGCGUUUAUAGGGUCAGUUGGCUGGCCGAACAAUGCUAUGAGAUUGUGAAAGCCGUGAACUCGAUUCACAACCCGAAUCCUCGUAUAUUCAUAGACGGGGUGGAAAAGUGGGGACGACACGGGGAUAUCAAACCCCAGAACGUGCUGUGCUUCAUAGAGCCUGGGAGCCGAAAGAUUAAGUUUGUGUUAUCAGACCUCGGCCUCGCCCAGGCGCGUGGCGACGCCACCAGAUCCAACAUACCUGGGGAAGGCCUUCCAGGAACGCCCAACUAUCGGCCGCCAGAGUGUGAUAUGGCGCCUCAUCAGGGUGGAAAUCUUGGAUACGUCUCCAGAAGCUACGAUAUUUGGACUUUGGGCUGUCUUUUCCUUGAACUCACUGUCUGGGCUCUUCAAGGAUGGGACGGGGCUGAGAGAUUUGCUUCUGAUCGA
This is a messenger RNA of Cryphonectria parasitica EP155, 1063 nucleotides long. RefSeq lists its product as uncharacterized. The record is from RefSeq and is a predicted model, not a curated record. Lineage: Eukaryota; Fungi; Ascomycota; Sordariomycetes; Diaporthales; Cryphonectriaceae. The transcript has 2 exons. The annotation marks the transcript as partial. Gene Ontology annotation, molecular function: ATP binding; protein serine/threonine kinase activity. Gene Ontology annotation, biological process: peptidyl-serine phosphorylation; peptidyl-threonine phosphorylation.